UGAUAUCUGUUUUGUGGGCAUUAGGGUGUCAUUCAUUCACCUUAAUGAUGACACGUGGGUCUGGCCCACAAAAGCUCAUCACCUAAUAAACCAUCUUGUUAGUCUUUAAAGUGCUACAUAGUUCUGUCUUUUGUUUCAACAAUGACUGUCAGGUAUUGAAAUCCUGUUUUUACUCCUUGGUAGUAAAUCAGUUUAAAUUCUGUAAUUCUAACUCCAGAGUGAUAUCUGGGCACUCAUGUUUAUUUCUUUUUUUCAGUGAAAGCAUGUGUCAACAUAUCUGGUUUGGACAGCUUCAGUUGUGACUCUGUUAACUAGAAUGAGAGGCCACUGAGCCAUGCAGAACAGCUGGCUCAGCUAUUAGAUACUUCCUGAAGCUUUGAAAGGGGAGGGACACAUCCCUGCAAGGCAGCAGAGGUCACAAAACCGAGCACAGCCAUCAGGGCAGCCAUUGUGAGAUAUUGGUGCAAGACACUUCUUCCAACAAAAGAAACAGCAGAGUCUACACUGGCUCUUUACCCAUAAUAAAGAGAGUGGAAAAGAAGAAAGUUCCUUGCAGAGCUGGAAGUUUGUUGUCGUCAAACUGGUUGUUUUUCCCCAAAAAAGUAGCAUUGCAGUGUAAACAUUCACUGUUUUGUUGCUAAAAGGCAGGUUUUGGCAACAAAACAUGCCAGUGCAGACAGGGCCUAAGCUGAGCCUGGAGCUGGAAGUUGAAGAUUUGCCAGUUAUUACUGAUUUUUGUUUUCAGUAAGCAGUGUUUUUACAAGGAUAAACACAAGAGCUCACCCAAUGAAUUUAAUACACAGCCAGUUUAAAGAAACAGAAGGAAGUGCUUCACAAAACACACAGACAACCUGUGGAACUCCUGUCAUAGAUUGCUGAGAGAGUCAAAAGCACAAGUUGGUUAAAAAGAGUACUAGAUAUGUUCAUAGGGUAUAGGUUCAUCAAUGGUUAUUAGCUAGGAAGGCCAUGGGUGCAACUUGGUUAUUUAUGUCCCAAAGCCUUUGGCUGCCAGAAGUUUGAGACUGAAUGACAGAAAAUGGAUCAAAAAUGCCUUGUUUGGUUCAUUGCCUCUGAAGCAUCGGGCAUCAGUAACGGUCAGAAGUCAGGAUAGGGGGCCAGAUGGACCAUUGGUUUCACUUAGUAUGACCAUUUUUAUUUUCUCCUGGAAAGUUGUCUUGUGGCACUGCUUCAUGCUACAUCAGCCCUACAUCAUGGGAUGAAAGUUUUUCACAGCCUCAGAUUGUGGGUCAGUCCAAGAAUGAACAAAUGUAUGAAGCCUUAUGUUGUGCAGACCACAAAUCUUGAAAAAUUCAGCCCUGUGAUUCUUGCUGAAGUUGAGAAGCUCUUUGAGAAGAAGUUCUCAUAUACAAAAUCACCAGAAAGUGAAUGGCAACUGCCAGAUUCCAGUGAGAUAUUUACCUGCAAUCACAAAGAAUUCAGUGCCCUCCUUGCUCUGAAGGACUCCAUGAAUGAAGUAAAAAACCAACUGAGUGAUAAAAAAUUGGAUGCAUGGCAUCAGCACACUUCCUUCACCAAUAAAGCAGGGAAAAUCAUUCCUCAUGUGAAGAGAUCUGUGAAUGCUGAGCUGUGUACUCAGGCUUGGUGCAAGUUCCAUGAGAUUCUGUGCAGUUUCCCCCUUCUCCCAAAAGAAGCUCUUCAGAAUGGGGAACUUAAUACUGUUCAUCUCUGUGAAGCACCUGGUGCUUUUAUAGCCAGUCUCAAUCACUACUUGAAAUCCCAUCACAUCCCUUGUGAUUGGAACUGGGUAGCCAAUACCCUCAACCCGUAUCAUGAAGCAAAUGACACUCUUGUGAUGAUUAUGGAUGACCGACUUAUUGCAAAUACAUUGCCAUGGUGGUAUUUUGGACCAGAUAAUACGGGGGAUGUGAUGACACUGAAACAUCUAACUGGACUUCAGCACUUCAUAAGUAAUAUGUCCACUGUUCACUUGGUAACUGCUGAUGGGAGUUUUGAUUGCCAAGGAAAUCCAGGUGAACAAGAAGCCCUUGUCUCACCUCUGCAUUACUGUGAAACAGUCACUGCUUUAAUGACCCUCAGCAAUGGUGGCUCCUUUGUUUUAAAGAUGUUCACUUUGUUUGAACAUUGUUCUGCCAAUCUGCUUUUUCUGCUAAAUUGUUCCUUCGAGGAGGUCCAUGUCUUUAAACCUGCCACUAGCAAACCUGGGAACUCAGAAGUCUAUGUGGUUUGUCUUCAUUACAUGGGCAGAGAGGCAAUCCAUCCUUUGCUGUCCAAGAUGAUUCAGAACUUUGGAACAGAAAUGGUUAACAAAGCCCUCUUUCCCGAACAUGUGAUUCCAGAAUCUUUCCUUAAAAAACAUGAAGAAUGCUGUGUGUUCUUUCACAAGUACCAAAUAGAGACUAUAUCGGAGAAUAUCCGACUCUUUGAGUGCAUGGGGGAAGCAGAACAAGUAAAGCUGAACAACUUAAGGGACUGUACAGUGGAAUUUUUUAUGCAAAGAUUCAACCUGAAACACAUUACAAGAAAUAACUGGCUAGUGAAGAAAUCUCAUGUAGGCUGCAGCAUAAAUGCAAAAUGGUUUGGACAGAAGAACAAGUAUUUUAGUUCAUACAAUGAAAGAAAGAUGCUGGAAUCCCUCACAUGGGAUGAGAAGGUGGCCAAAGGCUAUCUUAACCAUUGGGCUGAAGAGCAUGCUUUAGGUGAUGCUGGGAAAAGCUGCAUUUUGGAAGGCUCAUCCUGUAACCUUGAAUACAAUUUAUGGUACAUCCUGGAGGGAAGGAAGCUGCCAGGAGUAAAAUGCUCUCCAUUCUGUGAUGGUGAGGUCUUGAAGAAUCUCAACGAAGCCAUCAAAGAAUCAUUAGUAGGCAGACUAAGAGCUAGUUCCUUCUCCAAACGAACACAUGAGUGGUGUCAUUCUUGCAGUGUUCUUACUGAGGCACUGAUAUUAUCUCAGUUGUCCAGCCUUACUAAGUACCAUCAGAAGGUACCAAAUGAAGGAUGCAGUGACCAAAUCAAGUGUCUUGUGGUAGGCUUUCCGUCUCUUUGUGACCUCAAAAGCCAGUGCAAUAUGGAAGUUAGGCUUCUGGAAUCAGCCACACUCUUGACUUUCAGCUGUUCUUUGCUUCAUGAUGGAGAGCCAAAAUAUCAGCAGCAUCUUUUAGACUGUAUCCUAUGUGCAUUUAAUCAACUUCAACUGGGAGAUGCUUUGAUUCUCCCUGUUCUUUCUUGUUUUACACGAUUCACAGCUGGCUUGAUUUUUGUACUGAAUGGCUGUUUCAGCUACAUCUCUUUUGCAUGUCCCAUAGCCUCUGAACCUCUAGGGACCAAUGCAGUUUUGUUGUGUAUUGGCUAUCAAGGUCUUCCGGAGCCAGUUGUUGAGUACCUGCAGCAUCUGAAUAAACUAAUGAGCUCUUUGCUCAACUCAGAAUCUCCUCAGCAGGUUUUACAGUUUGUUCCGAUAGAAAUGCUUUUGAAAGGCAUGCUGCUGGAGUUUUUAUGGGAUUUGAAUACUGCUAUUGCGAAGAGACAGCUCCAUUUAAUUGUACAAGUUGAGCAGCAACAAAUGCAGAGAAAUCUUUAAUUUUAGUGAUUCUUUAAUCAGUUUGGUACACGUUAUUUCACUUCACUGGCAUUACAGUUCUUAAUUUGUUAAUUUUUCUUUUGCUAGUGUGAAUAUAAUUUCAUUUUAAAACUGAGAAUUAUUUUAAUUUUGGUAUCUAAUUUUGCGUGGCCCAGUAGCAUUAUCUGUUGCCAUACAUCCUGUAAGCGUGGGCUUUAUUUUACCUGAUGGAGAGAUUGUGAGGCAAAAUAAAGGUCUGCAAUUUUGGA
Pelodiscus sinensis (Chinese soft-shelled turtle) is the source of this 3807-nucleotide messenger RNA. NCBI's taxonomy places the organism in Eukaryota, Metazoa, Chordata, Testudines, Trionychidae. The record is from RefSeq and is a predicted model, not a curated record.